Molecule: messenger RNA, 4279 nt
Organism: Phyllopteryx taeniolatus (common seadragon)
Lineage: Eukaryota; Metazoa; Chordata; Actinopteri; Syngnathiformes; Syngnathidae
Gene: ell2
Product: elongation factor for RNA polymerase II 2
Exons: 12
Coding region: 102-2186 (694 amino acids)
Biological process (GO): transcription elongation by RNA polymerase II; snRNA transcription by RNA polymerase II; positive regulation of transcription elongation by RNA polymerase II
Cellular component (GO): transcription elongation factor complex
Molecular function (GO): cis-regulatory region sequence-specific DNA binding
Source: RefSeq, a predicted model, not a curated record
GAAGAGUGAAGAACUAACCAAUCGAGGAGUCAGGCCUGUGAGGAGCAAUUGUAGUCCCUCCCCGGGCCGCUAAGGGCUGAGAGGGGAGCCGGUGCUGCUAAAUGCUCGUGCCUCAGAGGGACGAUGGUGGAGGGCUGGUAAACAUGGCGGCGCUCUCCGAGGAUGGGAGGUACGGAUUAAAUUGUGGCCAACACAGCGCAGACAGAGUCACCGUUCUGCACGUCAAAUUGACCGAGACAGCACUGAGGGCGAUUGACAGUUACCAAAAUUGCACGAAUGUAUCCUCUUUGCAGCCAACAAUACAAUUCAAAGGACUCCAAGGGUUUUGUUCCGUGUGUGGAUUCUUUCAGCGCAUUAAAAUACCCAGGACAGAUUCUUCUUCUGAUGCCUCCCACAAUUUUGAUUUCUACCUGUCUAAUGUUGGCAAAGACAACCCUCAGGGAAGCUUUGAUUGCAUCCAUCAGUAUGUUUCGAGCUCAGGGGCCUCUCACCUGGCAUUGUUAGCGACAGUACAGGACAAGGUCACAAUAUGCGCUACGAAUGACUCCUACCAGGUGACCCGGGAACGGAUGACACAGGCUGUGGAGGAUACACGUGAACGUGGAACCAAAGUCAUCAAACCGGGGGGCCAGUACAGGGGAAAGCAAGUACAUGUCCGUAAACCAGCACUGUCAACACCUGAGGUUGUCCCAGAGCGCAAGCGAUCAACACCCAUCAACCCAGCCAAUACUAUCCGCAAGUGCCUUUCCAACAACCCUGUAUCCCAGCGGCCAUUUCGGGACCGUGCCGUUCAUCUGUUGGCCCUAAGGCCCUACAAGAAGCUGGAAGUACUUGCCCGUUUGCAGCGGGAUGGAAUCAACCAUAAGGACCGGAACUCCUUGGGGACCACUCUGCAACAGGUGGCAAACCUUAACCCCAAAGACAAUACAUAUUCACUAAAGGAUUUUGUUUACCGUGAUGUCCAGAAAGACUGGCCUGGCUACUCUGAAGAUGAGAAGAUCCAGGUGGAGCGUAUCAUUGCUCGCAAACUAGGUCUUCCUACUGAGGCGCUCUCAAACAGCUCUCCCAAAGACAGUUUACCUUCAUCCCCUCGGAAGCGCCAGCCAGAUUUUGACUUUAUAGAUCCUUUGGCGCCAAAGAAAGCCCGCAUCUCUCACCUCAGCAAUCGUGGGCCAGCCACAUCUUUAUCAUCAUCAUCAUCCUCAGACCGCCGUGAGGCUGACGGAAGCCCCAGCGCUAAAUGCUCUUCUCUGCCCUCCAAUGUCAUCUUGGGUCCUCCCAGCCAUCUCCCAAUUCCCUCUCACCCUCCAGCACCCUCUCACCAGCAGCCUAGCCCAGCCUCCAGCUCGAAUUCCCCCAGCACGCCCGAGGGCUGCGGCACCCAGGACCUGCCCGUGGACCAGAGUUCCUCCUGCAGGGACCCUUCACCAAGUUCCUUGUCAUCUGAUAGAGCCUUGCAGCAGCAUAAUCAGCCCCCAAUCCCGGUGGCCACACCAGUUGCCUCACCGAGCCCUCCACCCUGUACCUCAGUCACUGUUACCUCCACUGUGAUCAGCAGCUCUCCCUUGUCCACUGGUGACAACAGGAAGUUCAAGAAGAAGUCCAAAAAGCACAAAGAUAAGGAUCACCUGCGAGACAAAGGGAAACGGACAGAAAGGGGCAGCAACAGAUCUCCAAGUGUAGUCGAGCAGGCUAAGGAGAAUCGGAAAUCUAAAAAGAGGCAGAAUGUUGAGGAUGAAAAAAGAGAAGUUACCGACAAGAAUCAACCCACAUAUCGAGACUACUCAGAAAAAGAGAAGAAUCCGGGCCAAUCCACUGUAUUCACAUCCACAAUUGAGGCGCCUGACUAUGAAACGAAGUACACGGCACUGGUGUCCACAGACCAGAGGCAGCGCUACAAGAACGACUUCAACGCUGAGUACGAUGAGUACCGUCUGCUGCACGCCCGCGUGGAGAACAUAACACGCCGCUUCACACAGCUGGAUUCGCAGUGCCGGAAGCUGGCACCAGGCACCAAAGAGUAUCAGAAGGUCCAAGAAGAAGUCUUGAAAGAGUACAAAAAGAUGAAACAACAUAGCCCCAACUACCACAGUAACAAACAGCGCUGUGAGUAUCUGCACAACAAGCUGGCACACAUCAAGCGGCUGAUAGCAGAUUUUGACCGACGGCGAGCCCAAACCUGGUGAUGAGAGUCCUCUCGCCACGUCACUGAUCAGUAUUGUCCAACCAAGAGUGGGGGUGGGGGGGGGGGGGAGGUCCAACUGACUCUCCUUUAUUAACACCCCCACAGUUGCUGCCUAUUCCCCCUUUCCUUAUUUGCCCUUAUCCCACUUUUCUUCUUUCAUUCCUUCUUUUUCCAAGCUUUGAUUCCACAGGCUGCAAUUGGCCUGAAAUGUUCUGAAUCCCAUAUUGACUUACUUUACCCUAUCACUUAUGGCUCCACCACCCCCAUUUUUUUCUCCUUUUCUUUCUCUGAGGCAUUGUGGAUGUUUCCAUAAGUGGGGGCUAUACAAAGAGCAAAUCGGUUUUGGUGAACUUUUCAUCUCUUCUUAGCGUUUGAAAGACUUUAUCUUGCAGGAAUUAAAAGUAUUUUUGAGCAUAAGAGAAACUAUUAACUUGUAUUUAAGAAAAAUAAGAUCUAUUUAUUUUGGGACUUGUAGUGCAAAGAGUCCGCUGUUGAUUUAACUUUUGCUAACCAACGCAAAAAACAAUUAUUGGCCUUAUCGGUUUUGACAUUGUCAAACCAUUUUGCACAUAAGAUCCAGAUAUCUUUUUUUGGCAAAAAUGUCUCCUGCAUCAUUGCUGUCCUCUCAUGCUGGUGGAGGCCACAUGACACAGGGCCGAGCACGAGAACCAACAGCAAGGGUGUGCAAUGGGGAAAUUAGUGAGCCGAUGUGUCUAUGGAUUGUAAACUGUUCUAAUGGCCAUGUGGGGUGUUGAGGGAAUUAAAUGUAGAGACCUCCUCGGGAGCAGUGUUCCCCCUGCACCAAGAGUGUUGAUGUCAAAGGUGCAUUAUGGGUGCCUUAAGGUGUUUCAACUCGAUUUUGGUGUAGGUUCACCCUUUUGGUGGAUAGUCUAUACAAAGGAACUACAACUGCCUAGGAAAAGGCUGUGUGCGUGCGUGCGUGCGUGCGUGCGUGCGUGUGUGUGUGUGUGUGUGUAAGCAGAAAACGGCAAUGUGACGCCUGUGUUACAAAUUGUAUGUGGGGGGGGGGUGUUUGAAUGAUUGUAUGAUUGUGCAAGAUUAAGGGGGGAAAUGUGGAGGAAAAAAAAGAAACAAACUGAAAAUAAGAAGGAAAGAAAAAGCUGCUAUUGUGUUUGACCAGCCAGAGCACUCAGGAUCAACCUGGUUGGAGUAACAAAUGAGAUGUUUGUCAGUUCUGACUUGCUUCUUCUGCUGUGUUGUUGAUGUUCUUCACCAAGGUCAUUCACCAGAGGACAAAUGUCUUAUCAGAUCAAAUGUAUUUGAUCAUUUUGAGUUCUGCAAUGCAUUGAUGCUUAAAAGUGGUAUUCAAUAUAAAAAUAUAUAUAUUUUUGAGUCUUUGUUAACAAGGGAAACAUUGUUUACAAAACCUGUGUUAUAAUCUUAAUAAUUAAAUACUUCUCUGGUACAUUUACAUGGAGUAGCAUUUAUGAUUGGGAAUUGGAUGGCUGGGGAGGUUAUUUUGCCACUGGCCCCCAGGAGGAAAAAAAAUUCCCUUUGUGCUGCACGGUGUCAAUGCUGCCGCCGUGCAAAUUGAAAGUACCAUUCUCUAGGCAUGGGCCCUUAAAAUCGUCAUCAAUUUCCUCCACCUCAUGGCGCUCCUGGCCACAGAUAACGGAAAGGGGAACUCAAAUCUCGCUUUUAGAACUACCACCAGCUGUGAUUGAGCUCAAUAAACAGUCACAAUUCACGAUUUCCUUGUUUAGGAAACAAAGUCACCACUUUUAUGUUGGAGUUGUCAAAGCAGACUUGGCGUAUUCAUUCUAUUUGGUCCUCAUUAGCCACGUGAAACUAUGCAUAAGGCAAGGGCUUUUACAUUCUGUACAUAUUGUACAGUUAUGUCACCCCAGCAACCAAAGAGAUAUGCUGUCAUUCAUUUUCACAAAAAAAAUAAAAAAAACUCCGCUUGAAAUGUUCUCAUGACCUCUUAAAUGUAUUAACAGAAGAUAAGCAAAUGCCCUGGCAAUAUCCAGCCAUGGAUUGAGAAAAAAAAUGAAGUGGAUUUGGAGCAAAAUCUGAUAAUGGCCAAAUAAAAAUGUGCAAGCUGUUUCAAUAAAAUCCACUUUGUUUUACCAA